AUGACGACAGGCAUUACAAGAGACACAGAGAAAGCACAGAAUACGGCAGACAAGAAGGUCAGACGCAACUACAAAGAAAACAUUGAAGGGACGACAACAAAGAGACGAGGCAAAAAGAAACUAAACCAAAAAAGGAAAACAUACAACAGCCGGUGUUCGCUGGUGGUCACCCACCCAACUACUAAUCUGCCGGUUAGUGGCUUGUCUAUGGGGGAGCAGACGGGACCCCGAAUUUUCCACUACCUAUGGUCGUAUGUACCAGCAUCACAUUUACAAUGCAUAAUAACACUGCAAUGUCUAGUCUUGAUACCAAAAACAGAGCGCGCAAUGGGUCCGCAGCUUCACUGUUACUGGGCACUCGCGAUGCGAGACAGCCUCCAAUCAACCUCUUCAUAUCUGCAGCUAUGCCCUGAUACUUGCAGAUCUCGAAUUCCUGUCCUGCAAAGCGCCCAGAUACUCGCCCUGGGAAUGAUCUGA
Messenger RNA from Trichoderma virens Gv29-8, 477 nucleotides. RefSeq lists its product as uncharacterized. The record is from RefSeq and is a predicted model, not a curated record. Bases 1 to 477 code for a protein of 158 amino acids. NCBI's taxonomy places the organism in Eukaryota, Fungi, Ascomycota, Sordariomycetes, Hypocreales, Hypocreaceae. The transcript has a single exon.